Messenger RNA from Syngnathus acus (greater pipefish), 2659 nucleotides. RefSeq names its product tRNA-dihydrouridine(20a/20b) synthase [NAD(P)+]-like. Gene Ontology annotation, biological process: tRNA processing. NCBI's taxonomy places the organism in Eukaryota, Metazoa, Chordata, Actinopteri, Syngnathiformes, Syngnathidae. Gene Ontology annotation, molecular function: flavin adenine dinucleotide binding; tRNA dihydrouridine synthase activity. The record is from RefSeq and is a predicted model, not a curated record. The transcript has 12 exons. Bases 247 to 1656 code for a protein of 469 amino acids.
CAUUUUAUAAACCACGCCCACAUAUUUCCGCAUGGUGGACGAGAAGUCCUGUUGUACAUGCUACAUGUGUCCGAAGCAAAAACUUUGCUCGUGCCCGUAGUUUUACUAACGUAAGUACGUGUUAGCAACAAUGUGCUUGUGUUUGAUUUGAAGCACUUUAAGGCAAAGUGACAGGGUGGCAACGAUCGGGCACCGCCACCUACGUUAGCUGGUUAUGCUAAGUGCUAACGCUACACCUUUGUAAGGAUGAAGACCAGUAACCAAAACAGCGUCAUGAGCAUUUUUGAAGAACAAAAUGUGGUGAAAAUUUGUGCGCCGAUGGUUCGUUACUCUAAACUCGCUUUCAGGUCGUUGGUAAGGAAGUACAACUGUGACAUUUGCUUCACUCCAAUGAUAGUUGCAUCUGACUUUGUGCGAUCCAUCAAAGCCAGAGACAGUGAAUUCACCACAAAUGAGUGUGACAGACCUCUGAUUGUACAGUUUGCUGCCCACGACUCUCAGACUCUGGUUGAUGCAACGUGCGCUGUUGCGCCUUUCUCAGAUGGAGUUGACCUGAACUGUGGAUGUCCCCAGAGAUGGGCCAUGUCUGCUGGAUAUGGCGCUUGCCUUAUCAACAAGCCAGAACUGGUUAAAGACAUGAUCAGACAUGUCAAGAACCAAGUGGCCAAUCCAAACUAUACAACGUCCAUUAAAAUAAGAAUUCACAACGACUUGAGGAAGACAGUAGACCUGUGCCAGAAGGUGGAGUCAGCAGGUGUAUCGUGGAUAACAGUGCACGGUCGUACGUCGGAGGAGCGUCACCAGCCAGUUCACUACGACGCCAUAAAGACAAUCAAAGACAGCGUGUCCAUUCCGGUUAUUGCCAACGGCGACAUCAAGUACCCACGCGAUGUGGAAUCUAUUCACCAGCUCACUGGUGUUAAUGGUGAACCCUUUUUUAUGACGCUACAAUGGACCGCUGUGGCCCUCUUCCUCUAUAUGGAGAUAGGCGUCCUUGUCAUCCUCUGCCUGCCCUUCAUCUCAGCUAAGAGGUGGCAGAAAAUUUUAAAUUUGAAGAUCUGGAGCCCAGUUGCCCGCUUUUGGAACAAAGUCUUUCUUACAAUGAUUAUCAUACUUAUUGUCCUUUUCCUUGAUGCUGUCCGCGAGGUGAGAAAGUACUCUGUGAAAAAUCUCGGCACGGAUGCCAAACUGCUCCCCAACAUGCAUGACCACAUGCACAUGAAGCUUUUCCGUGCCCAGCGUAACCUCUACAUCUCGGGCUUCGCUGUCUUCCUCUGGCUGGUUAUGAAGCGAGUGAUCACCUUGAUUAAUCAACUGGCUUCAGUAUCUGGGACAACUGCUGCACUGCAGGCGCAGGCUGACACUGCAAACAAAACUGCCAAAAAGUACAUGGAAGACAACGAGCUGCUUAAGAAGACUCUGAUGGAAGGCUCAGGAGAUGCAGCAACUGCAGAAGGCAUGGAGCUGUUGAAGAAAGAGGUGGAGAAACUGAAAGAAGAACUAAAGGCUUCAGAACACGUACUGAAGAAGUCUGAGUGCGAUGCAGUUGCAUUGAAGAAACAAACGGACAGCCUUGCCAAAGAGUAUGACAAACUGCUUCAAGAACAUCAGGUGCUUCAGAAUGCUCAAAGUCCUGUAAACAAAAAGGAAGACUAACCUUUGGGAGAAAUUCUCCACACAACUCCUUGUGACGCCGCGCAAAUGACACCCAAAGCACAUACAAGUUUUUAAUGGAGCACAUUUUUAACUUUUUGACUCUCCUGGCACAUGACUAUCCCUAAGGAGAAAUUUCACUCGCUUUCCUGUUUCUGGUCAUUCACACUGCGGUGGAAAAAAAAAAGAAAAUCAUCUUGGACCACACAUGAAAGUGACCCAGGUUGGAUUUGAGGAAGAAAAAAAAUAAACCGGAAUCAAGCUGUUUAGAAUGUCCUAAAAUAAUUCCAUAUACACACAUACGUAUGGGCAAUAAUGGGAAUUGAGCUGCAAGGUCAAUAUUAUCUCUUUUUUUGUUUGGGACUUCUCUGAAGCAUGUUAGCAUGAUUGAAAGAAAAAAAAAACAUUCACGCUUGCUUUCAGCUUUGUCUUCUCAGAAAUGAUCCACUUCUUUGUGUGUAUUUCUAAAUCUCUUAAUGGAUCAUUCCCUUAUUCACGACCUCUAUCACUCAUGAAAGUUGCUGCUCUCACAAGUUUACAUUUAUUUGGAUGUAGCACACAUGCACUGUCAGGUCAUUAUGUCUUAGUGAAGCUUUUUCCCUUGUUUUGGCCAUGUCUUAAUUUGAAUGUGUCAUUUGCAAAAAAACGUGUGAGGUAACGCUUUUUAAUGGUGUGUUAGGUGACAAGAAUAUGAAUUUAACCGUAUGGGACAUUGAGUUUGUAUUUUUGUUUUCCAAUUUCACCAAUGUUUCACCUAAUGUAUGGGCGAUGGGCUAUGCUGUAUGCACACUUUGCUCACUUUUGCUGACUAUGUCACAUGCAUGUAAAUCAACAUGCCCAUCACUGUCAGGAAGAUGCACAAAGUUUUUUUUUGUUUUUUUUACAUCUUACACAAAACACCCCAACGCAUUUUUUUUAGAUUGGGUAUUCAAAGUUUUAUUACUUGCAAGGUAUUUUUUCUUGGCAUUUUUACAAAAAUAAUCCAUAAUAAAAAUUAAAUACAUUC